CCUCCUUCCUGGAGAGAUUGUUUAACGAGGCAGGGAUUGCACACGGCAGAGGGCGCGAGCCCGGGAAGGGCCGGAGCAGCUGGCCCAUCGAGAGCCCAUGAGCUCCCCGUGCCUCUCUCCGGGCUGCCACAUCCAGAAGAGGCGCCAGGGAGGCCCCAGCCCCUCCGAGAGCCAGGAGGCUGGACCCAAGGACGGGGCAGGUUGCAGUUGGCUGGGCCAGGACCCAAAGUGCCGGACAGACCUCCUCGCUUCCUCCAUCAAAGCAGGGAAGUAGCAGCCUGAGCCCUCAGGUUGACACUGACCCGGAGCCACUCUUCACCUGGACAGGAUGAUGAGAGUGUCAGGUCUGCUCCGCCUCGUGGCACUCCUCGUCACCCUGCUGGCCGUGUGGCUUUUCCUUCGAAGCUCCUUCAGCCUCAGCACAAAAACCAUCCGUCUGCCGCGAUGGCUGGGCUCAGCCCACAAGGAGAUCCGGGUCCCCAAGUCCAAGUGUGGUCUCAGCAAGCCCUGCCCGGCCAACUUCUUCGCCUUUAAAAUCUGCAGUGGGGCCGCCAACGUCGUGGGCCCCUCCAUGUGCUUUGAAAACCAAAUCCUCAUGAGUCCCGUGAAGAACAACGUGGGCAGAGGCCUGAACAUCGCCCUGGUGAACGGAACCACGGGACAGGUGUUGCGGAUGAACUCUUUCGACAUGUACAUGGGAGACCCCAACAGCCUGCUGAAAUUCCUCGCGGAGAUCUCCGAGGGCACGCUGGUGCUGGUGGCCUCCUACGACGACCCGGGGACCAAAAUGAACGAUGAGAUCCGGAAGCUCUUCGCCGGCCUGGGAAGCUCCUACGCCAAGCAGCUGGGCUUCCGGGACAGCUGGGUCUUCCUGGGGGCCAAGGACCUGCGCAGCAAGAGCCCUUUCGAGCAGUUCCUAAAGAACAACCCGGAGACGAACAAGUAUGAGGGCUGGCCGGAGCUGCUGGAGCUGGAGGGCUGCGUGCCCCAGAAGAUAUUUUAGGUGGCUGAGGCUCCUCCCAUCCCGGUGCCCCAAGAGGCUCUUGCCUGAGUUGGAGCUGGAGCCCAGGGGCUCGGGCUGGGCCUGCAGGGAGCAGGGACGACCCAGAAAGUGCUGGCCGCCCCUGCAUGCUGUGACUCGCUUCCCCUCUGCAGAAACAAAACUCUCCUGGUCCUUCUGGACCGCCCAGCGUGGGGAGAACAGAGGUGCCGGUGGUCUGUCCCCAGGAAAGACUGACUGCUCCCACGGGAGCAAAUUAAAUUUAUUUUUGCUGA
This is a messenger RNA of Chinchilla lanigera (long-tailed chinchilla), 1275 nucleotides long. It is a transcript of the gene Fam3d, whose product is annotated as family with sequence similarity 3, member D. The transcript has 10 exons. The coding region runs from base 329 to 1003 and encodes 224 amino acids. NCBI's taxonomy places the organism in Eukaryota, Metazoa, Chordata, Mammalia, Rodentia, Chinchillidae. The record is from RefSeq and is a predicted model, not a curated record.